This is a messenger RNA of Adineta ricciae, 627 nucleotides long. The record is from the annotation of a GenBank genome assembly. NCBI's taxonomy places the organism in Eukaryota, Metazoa, Rotifera, Eurotatoria, Adinetida, Adinetidae.
AUGGCGUUACGUAUACCGCAAACCAAAAUGACUACAAUACGACAACAGCGUCGUUCCGAUCAAUAUCUUCGUUCAACAUCCAAUUCGAAUGGAACGAAAAGUGCUGAAAACUCCACAGUUGAUAGUCCACCCCCAGUCCCUCCUCCACCACCGCCUCCACCUUUACCACCCUCUUCAACUUCAACUUCAACUUCAACGUUAACAUCGUUAACAAACCGAAAAAGUUCGCCACAUCGAAUAACAGUCGAUGAUCUUCAUCAAUCUCCACUUCUUCAAAGUUUAUCGUCAUCCAAUAGUGACUAUUAUCGUCCAUUACCAUCGUUAAGUUCAUCGUCACCAAUAUCAAAAUUACUUUCAGCACGUCGAGAAUCAGAAUUAAACAAAGAUCAACAACAAACAGCACCACGCAUCAGAGAAAUAAGUUCAAAUGUUGGUUUUGUUUCAUUACCCGAUCAAGUUCAUCGACGAGCAGUGAAAAAAGGUUUUGAAUUUAAUUUAANCCUUCAUAGACAUCGAAAAUUACAUCACGGACUAUCGUUACUAUUUGAUAAAAAGAAUUGUAAAGAGAAGAAGAAGAAGAAGGAGAGGAAAAAACGAAGAAGAAAAGUGUGUCUCUUUUCUUCUUGA